Messenger RNA from Paraglomus occultum, 684 nucleotides. Lineage: Eukaryota; Fungi; Glomeromycota; Glomeromycetes; Paraglomerales; Paraglomeraceae. The record is from the annotation of a GenBank genome assembly.
CAACAAACGAGCAAUACCUGCAACCACCCUCCUCCAGCACAAUCGCCUACACUCACGAUGAGAUUUAUCUCUUCUCCUACUUUCUCUCUCCCUCCGUCGUCUCCCUCCGAUCCGAUCUCUCUUCCGACUCUUCCUACAGAAAUCUUUAUAACUCUCUGCUCAUACAUCUCACCCCGCGAUUUAAUAUCCCUCUCUUUGACCUGUCGUCUUUUCAACUCAUAUCUGUGUUCAUCAACUUCAUCAACUACACAACACAUAUGGCGGAGUACGCGUAAGCAAUAUUUUCCCAAUGCUCAAACAGAGCCUUAUGACGGUCUUGAUGAGAGAGUCUACACCAUUUUGCUUCUCGACAGGGCAUGCGAAUACUGUAAACAAUUACAUACUUCAAAAAUUCCUCCCCGUUUUAGAGCGACAAAAACUGUUAGAGGAAAGAAGAGACAAGGACUGGAGCUAGAAAAAAUCACAGACGCUGAUGAUGAUGAGGUUGAGAAUGGAAGUGCCGUUGAUGACAGGGAAUUCUGGGCGAGAAACGCCUGGUGGGAUGGAUUGGAGAUCGAUACUGCUGAUGAGUGGAUGGACUCGGAGGAUGAAGAAGAAUAUUAUGACAUGUUUCAUGACGAUGACGAUAAUUAUUGGAUUCGAGGCGUGGAUGAUAGGGAAUUCGAAGGGGAAACUACAACCUGA